AUGGAAAGUUACGACUGGAAGUCCACCCUCAAGCUAAACAUCCAAUCAUUAAAAAUAAUGGGACUGUGGCCCCAUAACCUGACGUAUAAAUUGAAUUUAUACGUGAUGUGCACUUUUUUUUUGUACACGUCGUUCAUCAUCUGCCACGUGUUUUUUCAAGCAAUUAACAUUUAUUUCAUGCGGGAUAAUUUAUCCGCCGUUGUCGGAAUUAUCUACAUUCUACUAAUCAAAAUUCUGAGCGGCUUCAAAGGUUACUACCUCAUCAAAAACAUGGGAUUGCUUAAACAAGUUUUGGAAAUUCUCGACGACGAUAUUUUUCGACCCAAAACCCCCAAUCAAGAGGAAAUAAUUAAAUCGAACGUGCGUUUUUGGAAAUUUGUUCGAAUGUUGUACGUGUCCACGUGUUACGGAAGCAACUUAUUCUUCGGUAUAUAUCCCCUUUUUGACAAAUCUUCUGAAGAAAGAAGACUCCCGUUUUUGGCUUGGUACCCAUUCGACAGCAAAGUUUCGCCUUUUUACGAGAUUACCUACACUUAUCAAAUGUUUGCUGUGGUGUAUAACACAAGUGUGCACAUUCACGUCGAUUCGUUAAUUUGUGUUUUUAAUGUGUAUGCUAGUUGUCAGUUUGAGAUUUUAACCGAUAGUUUGAAGAAUUUUGGCAAGGAGAGUGAAAAGUUUGCUGGAGAAAAUAGCACGAUGCUUGUGAAAUGUAUCAAGCAUCAUAAAUCCAUUCUAGAGUAUGAUUGGACAUAA
This is a messenger RNA of Zophobas morio, 753 nucleotides long. Its product is annotated as odorant receptor Or1-like. NCBI's taxonomy places the organism in Eukaryota, Metazoa, Arthropoda, Insecta, Coleoptera, Tenebrionidae. The coding region runs from base 1 to 753 and encodes 250 amino acids. Gene Ontology annotation, molecular function: odorant binding; olfactory receptor activity. Gene Ontology annotation, cellular component: plasma membrane. The record is from RefSeq and is a predicted model, not a curated record. The transcript has a single exon. Gene Ontology annotation, biological process: detection of chemical stimulus involved in sensory perception of smell; sensory perception of smell.